Molecule: messenger RNA, 1050 nt
Organism: Anthostomella pinea
Lineage: Eukaryota; Fungi; Ascomycota; Sordariomycetes; Xylariales; Xylariaceae
Source: the annotation of a GenBank genome assembly
AUGCCGGGCGCCAAUAGAGCCGCCUCCUGGACUGGUACCAACACCACGACACCUAGAACUUCGAGUAACGGCUUGCCAAUAAUCAAGAGGACAGCACUACCAGGGCAACAAGGACAGCAAGGGCAGCAAGGGCAGCAAGGGCAACAAGCGCAACAAGCGGGCCAAGUCCAUCCCAGAACUUGGAGAGAGAAAAUCAAAUACUCGAUACCUAUCUUCGAGGAUCCCGACGCAAAAUGGGGACCUUUCGCCCAAAUUACGAGAGCGGCCAGAAGAGACGGGAGAUGGGAAGAAUGGAGCCUCGAUACCAUGUGGAAAGGCAUACCCCCUACGAUACAGGAGCCCCCAAGCGGGCUGAAGUCUUGGAUCAGUUCUCGGAUCAGUUCUGCGGAUGAACCGCCCAAGAUCAAGUCUGCCACGGCCACCCCCAACCCGGGCACCAACUUCGCUCCGGGUACCCCUGGAACGAACUCUGCGAACGAUGCUGCCAACAGAGCCAGUCGUUUCCGAAUGAGCUCCAAAGCGAAAAACACCGACUGGACCGGGUCCGACACGGACAACCUCCCCGUGGAGAAGAAUAUCUUUGAAGAUGGCUUUAACGAAUUUGCAGGGGACUUCAGCCCGCACCAGUCAGACUUCUCUGAACUCCUCGCCGGCCGCACCAAGCACGAGACAGAGUAUUCGGACCAGCACUGGAAAUGGCUAUACGAAAUAGUGUACAACAAGACAGCCGAGUUCGCCGAGCGGUGGUUCGACUGCGGCGUCGGCUUCAGCACUGUUCUCGCAGCAGGCCAGUCAGCAUGGGGCUCUGCCAUGACGGAGCAGUUUAUACAGUACUCUCGGUUGGUCGCCCAUGAGGACCGUCCAGAAAACACCUGGCGCGAGAUCCUGCACGACCCCGUGCAGCGCAAGUGGCUCUGCGUGGGCAUAUUGGCUCAGAUCUUCGAGAAGAAGAUCUUCAAUGAGAUUUUAUUCGGUGCGGACGAAAAGUUCAAGAAGAAACUGGACGAAGAAGACAUGAGGGACAUCGAAACAGAAGGCAAGACCACCUGA